Messenger RNA from Rotaria sp. Silwood1, 366 nucleotides. NCBI's taxonomy places the organism in Eukaryota, Metazoa, Rotifera, Eurotatoria, Philodinida, Philodinidae. The record is from the annotation of a GenBank genome assembly.
AUGACCGAAAACUAUCCACUUCUUUCUGAGGAGUUAAAAUUAUGGCAAAAUCUUUAUAAUCAAUCAUUAACAAUCGAUGGAAAAGAAUCAAUUAUUCAAACAGAUGGAACAAGACAACUUGUUUUACUUCCAAUGAUGACAUAUACACUUAUAUCGACAAUGCUUCAAAAAUUAAAAUAUCUUCCAAAUAAUUGCUUUAAUCGUAUUGUCAUUGGUGAAACUCCCAUCUGUGGUCUUCGACCAUUGAGUCGAACAAGUCCAUCAUUAAUGUAUAAACUUACAGAAAUUUUACGUACUAUUGUUGAUGGUGUUCGUAAACAACAUAUUCUUACUUUCGAACAUUUUGAAACAAUGCCAAAUAUAUAA